This is a messenger RNA of Aspergillus piperis CBS 112811, 902 nucleotides long. RefSeq lists its product as uncharacterized. Gene Ontology annotation, cellular component: nucleus; mitochondrion. The coding region runs from base 1 to 654 and encodes 217 amino acids. The transcript has 2 exons. Lineage: Eukaryota; Fungi; Ascomycota; Eurotiomycetes; Eurotiales; Aspergillaceae. The record is from RefSeq and is a predicted model, not a curated record. Gene Ontology annotation, biological process: mitochondrion organization.
AUGCCUCGUCAACGCCGUGGUGCCGCCCCUACUCCCGCGCGCAGCGCUCCCACCCGUCCUACCGCUGCUCCCGCCAGACCUGCUGCCGCCCCUUCUUACGGCCAGCAACAGCCUCACUCCACUGCUGCUCACCCCCAGCAGCAGCACCACGCUCCCCCUCCGGCUGCUGCCCCCGCUGCCACUCCCGCCGCUGCUCCCGUCCAGCAAAGCCAGGGCCCCGGUCUUUUCGGCCAGAUGGCCUCGACUGCUGCUGGUGUCGCCGUCGGCUCCUCCAUCGGCCACGCCAUCGGCGGAAUGUUCUUCGGCGGUGGUGGCGGCUCCAGUGCUCCCGCUGAGGCUCCCCAGCAGGCUGCGCCGGCUCCCGCUCAGCCCAUGGACAACGGUCUCUGGGCUGGAAACGCUACCAACAGCUCUUGGGAGGCGCCGGCUUGUGCCACGGAUGCGCAGAACUUCCGCAAGUGCAUGGAUGAGAACAAGGGUGAUUUGACGAUCUGUGGGUGGUACUUGGAUCAGCUGGUACGUUUCCCCGGGGUUGGUGUUGGUGAUUGUGAGUGGUUGUUGGGGGAAUAUGCUAAUGGGUAUUGUGUUUAUAGAAGGCUUGCCAGGCUGCUGCUAAGCCGUACUAAAUGGAGACUGAGUAUCGAAGGUGAUUGAUGAUGGAGGAUGAGAUGAAUGAAUUUUUUUUAUGGAUGGAUGGGCAAUAUAUGGCAUAGUGGUGGAUUAGCCCGUUAUUUCUCUCUUAUUUUAUUUUCUAUUAUCUAUUACCCCCUUGUAUAACAUAUACCACUUGAGAAGCUUACUACCCUUUUUUUUCAAUGGGUUGGCUAUGCCUGUGAUGGGCAUGCAUGGACAGGAACUAUAAAUAUAGAUAAAAAAGGAUCAUUCCACUCUUCAUGUGUUUC